AUGAGAGGAGAUAGGGGUGCUGCGACAAGAUUUUACGACAGAUCACUUCGAGGUGAUGUAGCAGGCGUCCGAGGGAAUGUCGGGGAGACUGGUGUCCCUCGAGAUUGGUGGGCAACGGCCGGGGGAAUCGAUCAGUUUUUUGGUUCGGUGCCGGAGGUCGAGAGGGAGGGGGUGGAGGGAGGGACAGGGGUGGCCGAGGAGGCAGCGGAGGGAACGUCAGAGGUGGUAGUAGAGGGGGAUGAUCAGGUUGCGGAGGAUGAGAGGACGCCGGAGAUGACGGAUGACGAGGUAGUAUUCGUGUCGGAGGGGGCGACGGACGUCCCGAAGGGUAAGAAGCGUGCUACUGACGUGCCAGAGAUGAUGGUCGGUAAGAGAUCAAGAUUGCCGUCACAGUACAUCGUUUCUCCCUACACGGUCGAGGCGAAGAGAAGGGGAUUUGUGGAUGGGGCGUACCCCAAUCUUUUUCGCGACGUCGACCCAGUCAGACAGAAGGCGUUCGAUGAUUGGUUCAAAUCCCUUAAGUCCGAAGAUAGUUAUACCAUCGGCUGUAUGACCGUGCCCAAUGCUAAAAAGUGGUUUGAAGAUGUACUGACGACCUCAGCUUGGCUCGCUGAUGAUCAUAUCGACUUGGCUAUGGAAUUGUUACGCGAUCGGGCGCGGAGAUACCCGAGAUCUUAUGACAGUCCUACUCGAGUUAUCUUGAGCGCUGAGUUCGUUCGUGUCGUAGAUAUUGAGCAUCAGGAGCUCCUAAGCAAGGGGAAUGAUUAUGUUCUGUCUGAGUAGAUGCUGGAGUGGGUGAUUGGAUUACAGUUGAGGUGCGGAAAGUCGUGGACGGAUUGUACACAUAUGUACAUUCCAGUGAUCGCGAACUCACACUGUUUUUCGGUGGAGAUCGUAUUUACUGAUUCCACCAUAUAUGUGUACGACUCUGAUCAUAGCUGUCUGACACAAAGUCAACUGGAGCAAAUACUGG
Olea europaea var. sylvestris is the source of this 973-nucleotide messenger RNA. RefSeq lists its product as uncharacterized. The record is from RefSeq and is a predicted model, not a curated record. The transcript has 4 exons. NCBI's taxonomy places the organism in Eukaryota, Viridiplantae, Streptophyta, Magnoliopsida, Lamiales, Oleaceae. Bases 1 to 783 code for a protein of 260 amino acids.